Messenger RNA from Odocoileus virginianus texanus, 3185 nucleotides. It is a transcript of the gene ENDOV, whose product is annotated as endonuclease V. Gene Ontology annotation, cellular component: cytoplasm; nucleolus. The record is from RefSeq and is a predicted model, not a curated record. Lineage: Eukaryota; Metazoa; Chordata; Mammalia; Artiodactyla; Cervidae. Gene Ontology annotation, biological process: DNA repair. Gene Ontology annotation, molecular function: single-stranded RNA binding; RNA endonuclease activity producing 5'-phosphomonoesters, hydrolytic mechanism.
AAGUGACGCUACAGGAAGGGGCUGCUCCGGGCAGCGCCAUGGCCCGAGAGGCGGCUGGGAAACCGCCUGAGGAAAUCUUGUUGGACUGGAAACGGGAGCAAGCCUCGUUGAAGGCCCGUGUUGUGGACCAGGACACGGAGGCUUGGCAACUGGACCCCGCCUUCUCAGGCCUGCAGAGGGUCGGGGGCGUGGACGUGUCUUUUGUGAAGGACGACAGUGGCAGCGCCUGCGCCUCCCUGGUGGUGCUCAACUACCCAGAGCUUGAGGUGCUGUAUGAGGACUGCCGAAUGGUGACCCUGACGGCCCCCUACGUUUCGGGCUUCCUGGCCUUCCGAGAGGUGUCUUUCCUGGUGGACGCGGUACAGCGGCUUCAGGAGAGGGAACCCUGCCUCAUGCCCCAGGUCCUUUUCGUGGAUGGAAAUGGGGUGCUGCACCACCGAGGUUUUGGGGUGGCCUGCCACCUUGGUGUCCUCACAGACCUGCCUUGUAUCGGGGUGGCCAAGAAACUCCUGCAGGUGGACGGGCUCAAGAACAACGCUCUGCACAAGGAGAAGAUACAGCUCCUAAAGGCUGGAGGAGACUCAUUUCCUCUGAUGGGAAGCUCUGGGACUGUCCUGGGCAGGGCCCUGAGGAGCCACGACCACAGCACCAAGCCCCUCUAUGUCUCUGUGGGCCACAAGAUAAGCCUGGAGGCAGCUGUGCGCCUGACCCACAGCUGCUGCAAGUUUCGGGUCCCGGAGCCCGUGCGCCAGGCUGACAUCCGCUCCCGAGACUACAUCCGCAGGACCCAGGAAGUCCAAGGGGCCCCUGACCCGCAGUCGGGGAGGAGCAAGGAGGCACAAAGGCCAAAAGCGUGCCCCCAAGGAGUCUCAGAAGAGCCUGCAGUGCCCAGGUAGGCUUAUGGCUGCCAGACUAUGCAUACAUCCACACCUUCUCCUGGCCCAUCUGCUCCUCUGAGUGCACGUGCUGCUUUCGCUUCAUGAUCAUUUAUAAACCAGGACCCAGCUUCCUACUGACCUGAGCCACUCCUGCUUUGCCCGGAAAGGAUCUAAACUGGGGUGGCUGCUGUUGGGCUUGGCCCCUGGCUGCUCUGCCAGUCUCCAGCCUGUCUGCUUCUGGCACAUGCAGGGCCAGGAGGAGGGCAGAAGAGCUGCAUCUUAGCCUGGAAGAGGCUGAGCUUGGAAGGGACAUACAGGGACAGUUUAGGCUGAAGGGGUAUGAUGCCAGGCAGAGGGCUGGCACUGGUGCCAGAAGGGGUGGGUGUUGACGUCUGUUGUCCUGGCCAGGGUCUGUGAGGGUGGGUAGCUCAAGUGUUGCAUUCAAGUGCCAAUAGUUCUCCCCCAUCCCUGCAACCUGAUGCACUCCGCCCUGCCAGCCUCUUCACCCAGAGGCCCAAUCUCAAAAGGCAUCUCCACCUUGGGAAGCAGCUCUGCCUCAUCCCUGACUCUGGCCCCUGCCCGGCCACACCCCUCAGUGUGAGCUAAAUCCCAGGAAGGCACACAGCUCCACCCACAGCCCCCAGUCCUCCACCUGCCAGCUCACCUCCGGGACCCCAGGUUCCCUAAGAACUCUGGGGUCUUUGCCGAUAAAUGUGAAGAAUCUUUGAAGGCCUUUCUUGCCAUUUAUGCUGCCUCUCGAGAAGGAGCUGCUUGUCAUGGUUUGACAGCCUGGCAGAGAAACCCAGGGAAGCCCCAGGUCUUAGCACUCCCUCCGUUCUCUGCUCUGGUGUCUCUCCUUUCAUUCAUGAUGAGAAAGGAGCUCUCCUCCAGGCCUGCGCUCCUGGGAGAAGCAAAGGGGACAAAUGAGCAAGGCAUCCAGCUGUUUGGGGCUUGCAGGGUGCUGUCCCCCUUCUGCUUAACCUCUGUUCUUGAAGCCCUGUAUAAGGCAUUGUUAGGACAUUACAGUAGGAAACAGGACCAUUCCAGGGUGGGGGGCUUUGGGAUACAGAGGACCUCCUGGGGUCAAUUGGGCUGCUGGGUGCCACUCACAUGCUUAUGGGCUCCACCCAAAGGCCUGCUGGGCUCAGCAGCUUCUGGCAUGUUCCACAGGCACCUCCAAGGGGACUUCUGCAGGCGGGAAGGCCUGUCCCAGGUUCUGAUCUCCAGUCCUCCCCAGAUGUCCACACUGGCACGUCUUUCUUCUCACCUCUGCUUCCACUGUCCACCCAGUCCUGGGACUGAAAAAAAAUACCUGCUCAUCACAGCCAGGGGUGUACAGGGAGCCCCACCUCACCCCACCCUCCCUAGCAGCCUCUGGGCCAUCUGCCCACUCACUCCAGGCCCUGGGAUGUUGUGGCUUUGGAACCUGCACCUCAGUACCUGUGACUUCUGACUCCUUUGUGCCAGCAGUGCCUCUCCUGCCUCGGGUUUGUGUCCUGCUCAGAUCCUUGCAAGGAGCCGAGCAUUUGUUUGAUCCAGUUGGGGGACUGAGUGUGAGGAUACACGUGGAGUCCAUGCCGGCAGGGGCACAGUCAUUUCCUAGUGAAUGAAGAAUGGGGGUACAGCACCAGCCAGGCUCCACACGGAGGCAUUAGUGGUCAGAGGCAGGGACAGCCUGGGAUCAACCAGGGAUCAAACCCACAGCCCCUGUGUUGGAACGCAGAGUCUUAACCACUGAACUGCCAGGGAAGUCACCUUUCAUUUUCUUGAUUGCAUCCUUUGAGUGAAGGUUUUAAAAUUUGAUGAAGUUCAGUUUAUCUAUUUUUCAUUUGUUGCUUGUGCUUUGGUGUCAUAACAAAGAAACCAUUGCCUAAUCUGAUGUCACAAAAAUUUCCUCCAAGAGUUUUGUAGUUUCAACUCUUACAUUUAGAUCUUUGACCCAUUGUGAGAUAAUGUUUGCAUAUGGAUAUUUUGGUCUUUUGUAAUUCCAUAUGAAUUUUAGAACCAGUUUGUCCAUUUCUACUCCCCCAAAAAAGCAGUUAGAAUUUUGAUAGUGAUCGCACUGAUCAAUUUGGAGAGCACUGCUAUCUUAACAGUAUUACCUCUUCCAGUCACUGAACUCAGGGUCUUUUCACUUAUUUAUAUCUUCUUUAAUUACUUUUAACAGUGUUUUGUGAUUUUCCUUUACAUGUCUUAUCCUUCCUUUGGUAAAAUUUAUUACUAAGUAUUUUAUUGUUUUUGAUGCUACUGUUUUAUUUUUGAAUUGCCCAUUGCAAGUAUAUAAAAAUACAACUAUUUUUGUAUCUU